Messenger RNA from Fusarium odoratissimum NRRL 54006, 243 nucleotides. RefSeq lists its product as uncharacterized. The coding region runs from base 1 to 243 and encodes 80 amino acids. Lineage: Eukaryota; Fungi; Ascomycota; Sordariomycetes; Hypocreales; Nectriaceae. The transcript has a single exon. The record is from RefSeq and is a predicted model, not a curated record.
AUGCCCAAGCCGUCAGAGACCAGUGUUUCCACCCGAACGGGUAACACUGCCGGCAACCAUGAAAAGGUCGAGAAACUCGCCUCACAGUGGAAAGGAAAGGGAAUCGAGAUUACGGUCGGUCCCAAAAAGAUGACUUCCAUCACAUCCCCUGGAGUUCAGAGCGGAGGUGAAUAUUCGGUCAAGAACCUUCGAGCGCAGAUGGAAAAAGAUGGCUUGUGGGAGGAUUCGAAGGUCGAAACUUGA